Messenger RNA from Mycena citricolor, 7235 nucleotides. NCBI's taxonomy places the organism in Eukaryota, Fungi, Basidiomycota, Agaricomycetes, Agaricales, Mycenaceae. The record is from the annotation of a GenBank genome assembly.
GUACCUCUAGCGACAACUGAUCCAGUCCGAUUGGAGAAUGCACACUGAGCUGGUCUCCAUCAACUGCUUAGCCGGGAGCCGCUCACAGAACUCGUCCGAUGUCCGAGUUUCGGUUUGCUACUGCGCCGUGUACCACUGUUUCGAAAACCUGCUGCUCCUUCGAGCCCUGUGUUGGAGCGGCGAAAAGCCUCCGGGAGGUGAUGGAUGCAAGUCGCACAGAUCAAUAUGGGCAAGCUCUCUCAGGCUGAGCCAGUCUCAUCCGACGCAUGUAUCUCGAUGGCACCGGGAAUCUAUUGAACCACCCCCGGAAGCAAGUUGACUUCGAAAAGCCGGUUCCGGUCUACGGGCUACCGAGCACCAACCGCUGAGAAUGCGGCUCGGCAGCUCAGACUCUGUCAUGCCCGAUGGUAAUAGCAAUCUCACCGGCAAUAUAAGGCUGCAACGGCUCUCUGUUCUCUCGCACCCGACUCUGUCCUGCCCUGUCUUGCCUUGGCCUUGCCUUGUCCUGCCCACUCUUCACACAUGGCUGACAUCACUCAAACGGCGACUCUGGCCUAUAUCGACGCCGAGAAAGGCGUCCUCGAGCAAGUGCCUUCAUCGAAGACUAUUCCGCUCGAGGAGAAGGCAGUUAUCGCCGCCCCUCCACCCGUCAAGGCACCACCCAAGCCCCGGAAACGUGCCUCAGCCUGGGUGAGGUGGCGCAUAUGGUUCAACACGUACAGGAAGUUCUUUACCUUUGUGAUGACGAUGAACAUCGUCGGCAUCGCCCUGGCCAUCGCCGGGCACUUCCCGUACGCAGAGAACAACACCAGUGCCCUCGUCCUGGGCAACCUCAACUUCGCGAUCCUCAUGCGAAACGAGAUCUUCGGCCGAUGUCUCUACUGGUUCGUCAACACGUGCUUUGCCAAGUGGCCGCCUCUGUGGUUCCGCCUUGGCUGGACGUCUGCUCUCCAGCACCUGGGAGGGAUCCACAGUGGCUGCGCGCUGUCCGGCGUGCUGUGGCUCAUCUUCAAAGUCGUCAACAAUUUCCGUCAUGCUCAUGUCACCCACGACGCGAUCCUGAUCACCGGCGUCACCACCAACAUUCUGGUCAUCAUUAGCGCACUGAGCGCAUUUCCCUGGGUCCGCAACACACAUCACAAUGUCUUUGAGCGGCAUCACCGAUUUGCUGGAUGGAUUGGCCUCAUCUCUACUUGGGUCUUCGUCAUCCUUGGCGAUGCUUACGAUCCCUCGACCCGGUCAUGGAACGCCAGCGGAGUUAGAUUGAUCAAGCACCAGGAUUUCUGGUUCACCUGCUCCAUGACCGUCCUGAUCGCACUGCCGUGGAUCUGUGUGCGGGAGGUCGAGAUCGACAUCGAGCUGCCGUCACCCAAAGUAGCCAUCCUCCGCUUCAAACGCGGCAUGCAGCAAGGGCUGCUUGGCCGCAUCAGCCGCUCCUCCAUCAUGGAGUACCAUGCAUUCGGAAUCAUUUCGGAGGGCACACACGCCAAGUACCACUACAUGAUUGCCGGCGUUCAAGGAGACUUCACAACGUCUCUCGUCAGGGACCCCCCUCGCACGAUCUGGACCCGUGAGCUGAAAUUUGCCGGCGUGUCCAACACUUCGACCCUGUACAAGCGAGGCAUUCGCAUAUGCACAGGGACCGGACUUGGUGCUGCGCUGUCGACAUGUUUGCAGUCCCCGUACUGGUAUCUGAUCUGGAUCGGAUCAGACCAGGAAAAGACGUUCGGAUCAACGAUAUCCAACUUGAUCCACACCCAUCUCACCCCCGAGAACCGAGUCACGCUCUGGGACAGCAAGCAGCGCGGCGGGCGGCCCGAUACCAUGAAGCUGCUCAAAGAAGUGUAUGCCUCCUGGAAUGCGGAAGUGGUCUUCAUUACUUCCAACUACAUCGGCAACACGGAAAUCAUGGAGGGCUGCAAAGAAGCUGGUAUCCCUGCGUUUGGAACGCUUUGGGACUUCUGAGAAGUCAAGUGGCUGAUCUAGACGGAGGUCGAAACCAUACAUUCAUUAGGCCCAUACUAUGCCGCUAAUAGACAAUUAUGACCGUUUCUACUCUCCACGGAACUACACGUUCUCACCUCGGAAUUUGAUCCUCGACGACUCUGCCCGCUUUCCCCAUCCAGGGCCAUCUUCGCCUCGGAUUUAUAGGCGAACUGGGCUGGAGACACACACCUUCCAGCGCAAGUUGCUUUAGCACGCGACAUAAAUUCCGAGUGUCCUGUGGUCGCUGGUGAUGAGACUUGUUUUGCCGUCCAAGCAGGUCCACUCACGUCUAUCCCACUGUGAAGCUGUCCCUGGAAGGGAGGUAGCGAGAGAGCCCACAGCUGUGCUGGAAUGUUCAAGUUACCAAAAGGUAGCUGCGAGUGUGCGGUCAUUCCAUGUCCUGGUAUUAUUCAACGGAAGAGAUGAGGACCUUCUCGCGAGGCAGAUGGGAAGCGACCUGUGCUCGGACGUCGAGCACGUCUCCAGCCAUCCAAUCAGGGAAAGGAACCUUGGCCACAUGAGACCCGAAUGGACAACUGAUCAAUCGAUGUAACUCGAAGCGUACCUGGGAGAUGAAGCACUGCUUUACGACGAAGUCCCGAAUAUCAUAAGGCCCAUCGCUGCACCAGCAGAAGCGCAUACGCCGCUUGCCGUUCUUCUCGAUCAGCUUGUGCUUCACGAGGAACGCGCGCAGAGACCUCAGCACGCUUGCAAACACGGGUGCGCCGUCCACUUGGCCCUACGGAAAAUGAGACCCGAAACGGGCGACCAAGUUCCGCGUCGCGCACCUGCGUUAUCCCAGUCAGAGCCUGGCAGAAAUCGGACAGCUCAGGGCGCCAUGUCGGUUUGACGAAGCUGCGAAACUCGGCAACGACUUCCAGUUCUCUUGCGGUUCCGCCGCGCCUAUCUUUCCAUCGCAUCAAACAAACAGGCAGUUCCUGGAAAAAGGCGUGUGUGAAAACAGCCGUGUGGGAGCGGCUUCUGAGAGCACUGACGAUAAUCUCGUUCGGGUACGCAAAACUUGAUCCAUUUUCGCAGGUAGCUUCAACGUCGAGGACCAGAAAUGCGUCGAACGGCUGCUUCGGCCCUUUUUGCGCAGGCUCGAUGGAAAUUGGCGGUGCGGUGUUGUCCUCCGGGAGUUUGGGAGGCGUGACAUCUUCCACGGUGGGAAGAGUGCGCCGAGGAUAGACUGCAUAGAGAAGGACGAGGACGACGGACAAGAGCGCGAUAUCGAAUAGGAUGUCCAUGUCAAGGUGUGCCAGCCUGCCCGCUCGUGCAUUGCCGAGGACCGUGGAAAUGAUAGAUGAAGCAAACUCAACUCCUCCCAACUUCCAAAGGCUUGUCCCGGGGGGUGAGGCUAAAUAUUCUUGCGUGUUCUUCGGACCGGAGUCCACGUGCAGAAUCUUGACAUGAGAUCACUGAUCGGCCUCCAAAAAUCUUGCCUACUACAGGCUACCUGCGAGGCUGCGAAGCUCGAUCGACAUGCCCGGCGGUGACGACUUUGAAGACGAUUUUGUUCCAGAUGAGCUCGUUGCCUUGACGGACGAAGAAGAGGCGGAAGGAGACGACGACUCUGAGGAGCAGCAAGAGGAGAACGACUCGCAUGCUCACACCGUCGACGGGAAUGCGCGAAAUGAAGGGUCUGAUCUGGUCUCUCGGGCACCAUCGGAUACUGCGAAAAAACGUAAACGUGAAAGGGAGCGAGAAAAAUUCAAAGAAAAGAAAAAGCGCAAACUAUUGCUCGAAGCGCCUACGAGAGGGAGCAGUGCAGAGGGCACCACCACCACCGACCAAUCUCCUCCUGCACUUGCAGAGUACCUCGCCUCGCUACAAAAGAAAGCUUUCUCUAAGUUGUCGGCGUUGGAACUUGAGGAUGCACGCAUACCGGUCGAUGCAAUCGUGGAUACAUCCGCAUGGACGGGCCCGAGAACAUUAGAUAACUUGGUGGAUUUCAUAGUCAAAGUCAUUCCCGACCUUCGCAUUAGACUGGGUCAACGAUCCAAGACAAACGGAGCACCCACUCUCCUCUUCCUGGCUACAGCAGCACUCCGCGUGGCCGAUGUGACGCGCAUUCUGCGAGACAAGAAGCUUAGAGGCGACAAGGGAGGCGAUGUAGCCAAACUAUUCGCAAAGCACUUCAAGCUGGCACAGCAUGUCGAUUACCUGCGACGAAAUAAGAUCGGGGCUGCAGCUGGUACACCAGGGAGGAUCGGUCAAUUGCUUUGCGAGACAGAUUCCCUUGCGGUUUCAGCCCUCACACACAUCAUACUGGAUGUAUCCUUCCGGGAUACCAAGAAGCGUAACAUGUUCGAAAUUCCAGAGGUUCGAGACGAGCGAUACAUCGUCAGAAACCCUUCGGCUGUAAUCGACCGCACGGCCACCUUCGUUGCUCGUUCUGCCAAUCCUCCUCAAUUUGAGGAGAAAAUUCGGGAAGGCCAGCGCUCGGACCCCAAGUUUUCCUUCCUCAAUCCAGUAGACCCAUACCAUGGCUACUACCGACACAAGAUGGACAGGGUAGCUCAAGGAGACAUGGGGGAGGAGGCGACGCAGGAGAAACCUGAAACAGGCGCGACAGAGGACGUUGCACCCAUUGACAUGGGUGUUGAACCACCCGCGCCUGACUUCGUUCUGGAAUUACCCACCAUCAGCAGCAUUGACUUGGAUAUCAUGAAGUUGACUGCUCUCUUCACUGCUAAACGGGGACAAACCUUCAGUUCUGCGCUUGCCGUCCGGGAGGGACGCAACUAUCAAUUCGAGUUCCUCCGCCCCCAGCACUCCCUCUUUGGCUACUUCAAGCGGUUGGUGGAGCAAUACCAGAAAGUUCUGUAUCCUAAUAAGGAGAUGCUGCAACAGCUCAAGAGUCGAACGGAGGAGGAUGCCAAGUGGAAGACUCUGGAAGUAGCCAGGACACACGCCAAGUGGGAGAAAAACAAGAGAGAGCGGGACAAGAAGCGUCAGGAUGACGCUGAAGCUGAGCGAAUUGCGUUUGCUGAAAUCGACUGGCACGACUAUCACAUCGUUCAGACCAUCGAAUUCACUGCCGCUGACUCGAACGCUGUCUUGCCACCACCAAUGAGCGUUCAGGAGGUGGAGAACAUGACCCUCACUCAAAAGCGCAUGGCGGCCAUGAUCAUGGAGAACACUGCCGACGAUAUCGAAGCUCACCGGGCUAAGCAGGCAGCCGCUGAGGCUGAGGCCGCAGCUGCUGUCGGGAAUGUUGGUGUCGGCAUGGACGACGAUGCGAACAUGGAGGAGAGUGACGAUGAGGAUGCUGAGGCUGAGAGGAAGCAACGUGAAGCUGAGGAGCGGGAGCGUGAAAUUGAACGGGCCAAGGCGCUGCAGGCGAACACCAUGAAUACCUCUGGACCCAUGAAGAUCAGGGCAAACUACGUUCCCAAGUUGGGAUCGAAAAAUACCAAAGAAGCCAUGACGACGUGUUCGAUCUGUGGUCAACAAAUUCCGGUCGACGAACUGCAAGAGCACAUGCGUAUCGAGCUGCUCGACCCGAAAUGGAAAGAACAGCGGAACGCACUGGAGGCACGAAAGGCACAGGCCGCCGAGUUGCAGAGUGGGGCGAAUGUUGUAUCUGCUCUGAGAGGAUUGGCUCGCACCCGGGUGGACAUUUUCGGAGAAGAAGCUGACGAAGAGCGCCGUAAGAAGGAGGAAGAGGAGCAGCGAGAGCGCCGUAAAGAGCGCGAAAAGGUCGUUUGGGAUGGGCACACAGCUUCCAAGACCAACACCCUGGACAAAUUCUCCACUAAUGUCAACUUCGACGAGCAGAUUGCCGCCAUCCACAGGGCGAAGGGCCUGGGACCACAAGAGGCGAACGCAAUUGGGCCUGGAAUCGGGCCUGCAGCGGUGCCGCCGCCAUUGACUGGGACAUUGCCGCCUGCUCCAGCAUCUUUGCCUGCACCGCCACUGGCGGCUGGCAAGGCUGCUGGGCAGUAUUCGGCAGCGGCGACAGUCUCGUCGGGCCCGCAACCUGCAUCUGCAUAUCCAGCUCCAGUUAUGCUGCCCCCGUUGCACUAUCAAGGGAUGGAUGCAGCCCAGCCAUUUGGGUAUCAGCCGCCGGCGCCGGCCAUGCAUCCGACUCGCGCGGCUGCUCUUGCCGCUGCGAAUGGAGCUCUACAAGCAGCGCAGGCUGGGACCGUCCGUGGCGCCGAGGAGAUGGAAGACAGUGAUGAUGGCAUUCCGCCUGCCAAAAGGCAGCGAGUCGCCAAGCUUCCCAAUGGACAGCUGUAUUCCGAGCAGGACUGGAUCACCAGCCACCCUCACCCCAUCUCUCUCCAAGUGCAGCUGCCCAAGGACGACUCCAAACCAGAGUGGAAGUUGGAUGGAAGCAUCGUCACGAUUCCCGAUCUGCCUCUCAAUCUGCUCGUGUCCACUUUGCGCGAUCGAAUCCAGCUGCACACCAGCGGCAGCGUCCCAGUGUCCCGUAUCCGACUAUCGUACUCCGGGAAAAUGCUCAACAACAAGGACACUAUUGCCCUGUACAAUCUUGAAGAUGAGGAUUUGGUUGUCCUGAGCGUGCGGGAUGCCAAGAAAAAGUGAUCGUGGUGUAAGUGGUAUGUCAGUACAGAGUGUAGAUAAUGUUACAGUGCAAUGCAAUGCGGUGAUGAGUAGAGGGCGACUGCCAGCGGAUCCAAAAGAGUUGUCUCGUGUAUGGUUAUCUAAUGGUCUGCAAAGUAACAUUGCUGUUCGGGCCUCAUGCUGUGGAGCGCGGUGGGCUCAGAGUGUCGACCAGAGUACAAGGCUUGUAUCUGGCGUCCACCGGGCGUCAUGGCUGGCCCCUUGAAGGGAGAGAAUGGUCCAGGAGUUUGUGCCAUGCGAAGAUAUGGGCCUGGUAGAGAUGGUUUGGGAGGCGCACGAAGUGUGCCGUGUUGGGGGACCGUGUCUCGCAGCCAUUCAUCGUCCACGCUGGGCACCCUGGGGGACGACGCCUUGCGAAAGACGCUUUCGGGAUUGAGGUGUGGUGAUUUGACGAGUGAGGGGGGAAUCGGUGCGGCCUGGGGCGCUUGUAUCGGGAUGCGCAGCGACGUUUUGCGCGUAACGUCAGAACGAGACAUCGGGCACGCAAGACGAAAAACCAGCCUGCUGAUGUGCGUGCGGACUAGAAGCAGUUGGUUCGAUGAAAGGGAGUGAGGCUAUGUAUGGCAGUCGCUUUACAGCGGAGGCGGCUAAAAUACUCUACGGAAGACGAUCCCACAUACAAGGACCAGGAUGACACAUAUAGCCGUGUCCAAAAGAAG